AUGACGACAGUGGGCAACAUGCCGGAGCUGCCUCCGGACAUCUUGAUGGGUAUCUUUGCCACCCUUGAGAUCCCUGACCUUGUGCGUGCCGGCUCUGUCUGCUCCUCCUGGCGCUCCGCAUACACAAGCCUACGGAGCCUUGGGCAGUACAAACUCCAGCAGACGCCAUGCCUCCUCUACACUUCCGAAUCCGCUGGUGAGAGUGUUGCAUGCCUCUACAGCCUCGCGGAGAAGAGGUCGUACAAGUUAACUCUCCCGGAGCCGCCUAUACGCACUAGGUGUUUGAUUGGGUCCUCACAUGGCUGGCUGGUAACUGUUGACGACAGAUCUGAGAUGCACCUUGUCAAUCCCAUCACAUGUGAACAGAUUGCUCUUCCGUCGGUGAUCACCAUCGAGCAGGUGAAGCCCAUCUUUGAUGAGCACGGUGCUGUCCAUAAGUAUGAGUACUCAUGGCAUACUGGGACAGAUGCCGGUCCUUACUCUCCGUCUAUCUUUGCUAUUGACAAGCUGCGCCACAAACUUCACUAUAAGGCGUUUGUGUUCCCUGAUACAUCCACGGGAAGCUACAUCGUCGUGCUCAUCCAUAAUCCAAAGUGUCAGCUCUCUUUUGCAAGAGUAGGUGAUGAUAACUGGACUUGGCUGCCACCUUAUGAACGAUAUAGCGACUGCACUUACAAGGAUGGUCUGUUGUAUGCGGUGACUACAACCGGAGAACUUCAUGCUUUCGAUUUCAGUGCGCCUGUCAUCACAAUGGAGAUGAUUAUAAGAAUGGACUCUGUAUAUGGCAUUGGCUGCACGUACUGA
Triticum turgidum subsp. durum (durum wheat) is the source of this 804-nucleotide messenger RNA. NCBI's taxonomy places the organism in Eukaryota, Viridiplantae, Streptophyta, Magnoliopsida, Poales, Poaceae. The record is from the annotation of a GenBank genome assembly.